UUCAUCGAAUAUAGUGGCUAUCACCACUGUCCUCUUCAACCACAUGGCGAUAAUUGAACUAUAUCCCAAAUUCCUCUUCUCUCAAAACCCAAUCCCAAAACCCUUCUUAAACCCUAAUUUCAAUCCCAAAUCUUAUCAAAUCUUCAAUUUCAAACCAAUUUCUCAAUUUUCCCAUCAAUCAACAACCACCACCCCCAAUCGUGGCUUAAUUUUCAGAGAAAAAGUUCUAUACCUUGAGAAACUCAAAGUAAACCCAGAAAAAGCCUUCAAACAAAACCCUAAUCUUCGUUCUUGUCCUUUAAGAACCCUAAAAUCUGUAGAACAAUGUCUUUCAUCAAUUGGCAUACACAGAAGCCAAAUGGGUCGAAUUCUUGAUAUGCUUCCUGAACUUCUCACGUGUGAACCGUAUAGUGAUAUUUACCCCCUUCUUGAUUUUCUUCUCAAUGAGGUUGAAAUUCCUUACCAUGAUGUUCACAAAUCGAUCUUGCGGUGUCCUAGAUUGUUGGUUAGUAGUGUAGAGAAUCGAUUAAGACCUGCUCUGUGUUUUUUGAGGGAAUUAGGGUUUGUUGGGCCCCACUCUCUCACGUGCCAGACCACAUUGCUUUUGGUUUCGAGUGUUGAGGAUACCCUUUUGCCUAAAGUUGAGUUUUUGAUGGGUUUGGGGUUCACACGUGUGGAGGUUUCGAAUAUGGUUGUGAGGUCACCUGGGUUAUUGACUUUUAGUGUGGAUAAGAAUUUGGCUCCUAAAUUUGAGUUUUUCUUGAAGGAGAUGAAUGGUGAUGUUGCUGAGUUGAAGAGGUUUCCUCAGUAUUUCUCUUUUAGCUUGGAAGGGAGGAUUAAACCGAGGCACGCGAUGUUGGUUCGGCUUGGAUUGUCGCUUUCUUUGCAAGAGAUGUUGCAGGUUAGUGAUGGUGGUUUUGAUUCAAGAUUGCUUGAAUUGCGGUUAAAGGAACUUGAGGGAAGAUAAGAUUAGUGAUGGGGAUUUGAUUAGGUUGCUCGAAUUGCGGUUGAAGGGACUCGAGGUAGGACAAAGGUAGUAGUAGUUGUUGUUUUUGUUAGUUAAGAGAUAAAAGAUUAUUGUCAUCGUUGUUUCGUAGUGCUAGAUUAUAGUGAAGGUUAAUAAAUUUUUGUGCAUAGCGGAUAUGUUUUAUUAGAGUAAGGGCUGAAUAACCAUAAAUCUGCGACGUUUACUGAAUAAUGGAUCCCUACAAUUCUCUCUCACCCAUAAGAUGAAAAAGGGGUGGGCAGAAAGGAAUUGUUUUUCAAGACAUUGUUGACAAUCUGUGGUAAUGCUUGACUACUCUCUUCAAGUAAUUAUAAUGUUGACACAAGUAUUGUUCUGCACUGUCUAAUGAAACGGUUCUGUUUUUUGUUUGAUA
Molecule: messenger RNA, 1379 nt
Organism: Medicago truncatula (barrel medic)
Lineage: Eukaryota; Viridiplantae; Streptophyta; Magnoliopsida; Fabales; Fabaceae
Product: transcription termination factor MTEF1, chloroplastic
Exons: 2
Coding region: 44-967 (307 amino acids)
Biological process (GO): regulation of DNA-templated transcription
Molecular function (GO): double-stranded DNA binding
Source: RefSeq, a predicted model, not a curated record